Musca domestica (house fly) is the source of this 5445-nucleotide messenger RNA. RefSeq lists its product as uncharacterized. Bases 885 to 5294 code for a protein of 1469 amino acids. The record is from RefSeq and is a predicted model, not a curated record. The transcript is spliced from 2 exons. NCBI's taxonomy places the organism in Eukaryota, Metazoa, Arthropoda, Insecta, Diptera, Muscidae.
UCAAAUCAGUCUACAGAAAACGCGUACGUGAACAAGAAGUAGCCGGUCGUGGCUACACUUUCGGCGUGUAAUAUUUUGUCGGUAUGAUAAAUAAGUGAUACACCCUGUAAAAGUUCAGUAAGUUGAGCCUCAAGCCAAAUAGGAUAGCUGGAGACAAAAAAGAAGAGGAAGAAAAAAUAAAAAAAAGAAAUUGUUUUGUUGUUUUAAUCAAGGCGCAAAAACGCAAACUCACACAAACACACACACAAAGUUACUCAGAGAAGAAUAACAAAAAGCCAUAAAAACAAAAAAAAUAAACAUCAAAGAAAUACUGCCAAAAACAACAACAAGAAGAAGAACAACAACAACAAACGGCCAUUUGUUGAGAGCUCAUACUCCCCCCACACAUACAGCUCCGAAUGUUUCAGAAACAAUAACAAAUAAUUAAUUAAUUUUCAAUUAAAUUUCAAAAAAAAAACGGAAAAUUAAAACAGCAAAGUGUCUCAAGGAUCUACAGUUCUCAAGGAUCUACUGUAUUUGUAUGAGAACCAAAAAUUUGAAAACCAAACCCAAAAAGCAAUGUGAAUGACUUUAAAUUCGGGUGAAUUAAAAAAUGGUUGGAUUAACGGAUCUGUGGAUACGGAUGGAUACACCUAACGGAGAUUAGCAAUAAUUUAUAAAAGAAGCAAAAAAAAAAAAUAAAAACUAAAGAAAAAAGAUUUAAUAAAUUUCCAUUGAAAAGGAAAACAAAGAAAAUUCUCACAAAAAAAUAAAACUAAUUAACGUCAAACGCAUCUGGGCGACAUGGCCCAUCUUAUGAUGAUGUUGCCACUUGCCAAGCUUUUUGAUAUACAUUUACAGUUAAGUUAUGAAAGGACUAUGCCUAGAGACAUUUAAUACCAAAAAUGGCCGCUUCUAUAUACGCAACCCCACCGCCCGAUUUAAGUAGUGAAGAUACAGCUCUGUCCGAUGUAUCCAAUACUUCAUCAACAAAUGCCACCACUCACAACACAACAGCACACCAUCACACCACACCAUCGAACAAGGCCAGUCAACACAAGACCCCAGCAGUUGCAACAACUACAACGACGGCGGAAACAACAGCAAUAACCGUGUCUUCAUCCUCAACGGUGUCUUCGAAUUUGUCUCCAUCGCCAACAUCAUCGCUGUCAGCAUCAAAUCAAUUUCUGGGUGUUAGUAAAACAAACAACAACAACAACAACACAAUGACAAAUACCUGUGAAACAAAAUCAGCGCCAAAUGUGAGCAGCAGUAGCAGCAACAAUAACAACAACAACAAAACGAAACGGACAAUUGCUGAUGUGUUUAAGGACAAGAAUAUUUCAUCGUCAUCAGCAUCAUCAGUGGCAGCCACCACAAUAGCAACAACACCAACCACACACCACAUUAGUUCUUCCAGUUAUACAGGUGAUGGUGAAGCCUUGCUAACCAACGGCCCCGACAAUGGAGCUGCCAUGGCCGCUGUUGCUGCCGCCGCCACUGCAGCCAUGCAAAUGCAAUAUUUGGAAGCCCUCAACGAUGCUGCCAAAAAGAGACGCAAACAACACAAUCCCACACGUAUGGAUGAGGAGAAAUCCCCGGAAAACUCUAUUCCCGAAAUCAAACGAGAGCAAAGCUCACCGCUUGGCCAAGAUCCCGAUUAUGAGGAGAGAUUUUCGAAAAUGUUUUUACCCAAAUCUAUGGAACAUUUAAAGGAGACAUUUGAAAUGUUGCAACAGCAGAAGCAACAUGACAACAUAUCAAACUCAUUGCACAACAUGGCUGAAGCCAAGGACAACCAAUCGACCAACCCCCACAUGUCCUUGGAGAACGAUAACGGCAACUAUGCUCAGAAUCCAUAUCAUACUUUUUGCAAAGAAUGUGGAGAGAAUUUUGAAAAUGAAUUCAAGCUAAGUCUACACAUGCUGCAGGAGCACAAUGGCAGCGAUGCGGGUGUCAUGUCUCCUUUGGAUAUCCUGGCCUCGGUGAAGGUGAAAAUGGAAAGGCCCGAAAACGAUAGUCCCCAGGAUCAAGCGAUGAUGGAGGCUGGAGAACAAACAAAUCGAAAUGAGAAUGGUUCGAAGGAUCAACAACAAGAGCAUCAGCAGCAGCAGCAACAACAACAACCUUGGUUAAGGCAAGCACAAAUACCUCCCUUGGGUUUCCCCUUUCCACCUGAGGCGGCAGCAGCAGCUGCCCUUCAAGCUGGUGGUUAUUUGCCGUUACUGGCUGUGCCUGGUUUUCCCGGCGUCGAUGGUCUACAACGGCCCCCAAUGAGGAUCUUCAAUCCCGAGGCAUUUUGUGAGCUAUGCAACAAGGAGUUCUGCAACAAAUAUUUCCUUAAAACCCACAAGGCCAACAAACAUGGCAUCUACGAUCCAGUGGGUGAGAGUGGCUCCAGUGCUGCUUCUACUGUUGCAGGCCAACAAAGCCAGACCCUAAAUGCCAUGAAUCAAAUGUUUCAAUUGCAAAUGCAGCAACAGCAACAACAUUUGCAGCAGCAACAUCAAAUGCAAAUGGAAUUGGCCGCCGCCCAACAGCAACAGCAGCAGCAACAACAACAGCAAAUUUCCCAAAACAAACAUUCAAAUGAGGCCAAGCGCAAAGACACCGACGACAAGGCCACCGGGCAGGGAUCUUCAACGGUUUAUUGUGAUAUUUGCUCAAAACGUUUCACCAACAUUUUUGCCAUGCGUCGUCAUCGCGCCAAGGUACACGAACAGAAUACGAGUGCCAACACCACCACUGCCAUCACUUCACAACGCAACAACAGUCCCACAAACACCUUGGAGGCACCCACCAAUUCCAAUGACAUGCAGGCCGCCAAACAAUUUCAAAUGCCCGAUGGCUUUCGCCAGGAUUUUGGCCUGGAACAGGAAGAGGUCUCAUUUACACCUCAGCCCCGCAAACUGUCACCCCAGUCCCAGCAACAGGCGAGAGAUGCCAAUUUCGCCCACGACAAAUUGAAGCGUUUGGGGGUUAUGAACCCCGAAGCCUUCUGUGAGCUGUGCUGCAAGGAGUACUGCAACAAAUAUUUUCUGCGCACCCACAAAUGGAAGCGCCAUGGGAUUUUCAUACCCCCCGAGGAUAAUGAGAGUCUAGCUAAAAUCCCCGGCAAUUGGCCAUUCAUGAACAUGCCAGCUGUAAAUCUCAUGAUGGCAAGCCAGCGCAUGAUAUCACCGGGUGGCAACAGCGAAGAGGUCGAACACCAGCAACAACCCAGCAAACGUAUUAAAUUGGAAAAACCGGAUGCGUCGGAGGCUGAUGGCGAAAAUAUGGCCACGGAUGCGAACAACGAUGAAAAUCAAGAGAAUCGCAAUGAAAAUAAUCAGAACAAUCAAAAUUUGAGCGUACCAUCAACUCCGGAACCGCAAAAGCCCCAGACAGCCAGUCCAGAGACGGUCAUGGGUUUGCAGAACCUACAGAAAUUGCAGUCCAUGAUUCAACAGCUCAACGAUUUGAGUGGCAAAAGGCCGGUGGCUUGUCAUUUGUGUGGCCGGGAAAUGGAGAACCAGUAUGCCUUGCAGGCCCACAUAAUGUCCGAGCACAGUGGCGGCGCCAUGGAAGGUAUGCCCGGCUUACCCACCUUCCCACCCCAGUUUCUGUUGCAACACCAGCAGCAUCAACAGGCCAUGUUGAAACAAUCACCACCUGGCGGUUCACCGGGAGCUUUGUUGCCACCCCUCAUGGCAGCAGGCAUGGGCGCCCUGAGCGGAGAAUUACGUUGCACACCCUGCGAUCGUGAGUUCUCCAAUUUGCCAGAAUUUCAAAAACAUAUCACCGAAGUUCAUUUGUUGGGCAACAGCAGCGGCGCCAGCAAAGGUAGCCCAAUGCGUGAGGGCUUUGUGACACCCGAUCGACCGGUUAAUAGUUCGGCUACACUGGCCGCAGCUGCGGGCACUAGGCCUCCAUACACGCUGACCCCCACCAGCAGCUACUGUGAGAUCUGCAACAAAGAGUUGUGCAACAAAUAUUUCAUGAAAACCCACAUGCAGCGCAUGCAUGGCAUUGAAAUUGAAAAUGGCGCCCAAAUCGGUGGAGUGGUGUGCAAUAUCUGCAACAAGGAGCUGUGCAGUAAAUAUUUCCUCAGAGUACACAAACACAAUACCCACGGCAUUAUUGAUGAUGGGGCACCAUUGCCACAGCCGCGACAAAACGGCAUUGCUGCAGAAGCCAGCCAACAGCAACAAUCUGGUGCCCUAGAACCAGCAGAGGGUAUCAAUAGCAGAACUCUCAAUGUGAGUCCCUUUGGCAGCAACAGUUCCGAUGUGAAAACCGAAUCCGCAGGAUCUACAAGCUACAGCGACAAUUGUCCGCUAUGCAGUAAACGUUUCCGCAGCCCCAAAUGGCUGCGUUCGCAUUUGCUCAACGACCACGGAGCCAGUGGCAUGGAAAAACUACGAGAAUUGGAACAACAAUUCGGCAGCUUCGGCAGCAAAUCAUCAAGUCCCACACUGAAAAUACCAAAUGGCUCAAGCUCAGCCGGCUCGAAUUCCAAUGCCGGCACACCCAACACCCAUCCGAAUGUCCCCUCGCCGGCACAAUUGGCUCAGGCAUUACAGAAUCUGAAUGCCCAGCAAUUGUUGCAGCAUGGGAUGGCCAAACCCCAAAUGCCCUAUAAAAUGGAAAGAAACCUAUCAUCACCACCGCGACCCAAGGAGUAUCAGUGUUCGUUGUGUUCCUUUACCACUCCAUAUUAUGCGUUCCUUUUCAUACACGAGCGCACGCAUUCCAUAAUGAAUGCCGGAAAUGGAGGCGGUGGUGAGGAACAUCAGGAUCAGGAAGAUAAAGGUAAAGAAGAAGAAGAAGUGACACCCAGGCCAGAAGUUGAUCAUGAGGAGAGAGAAGAAGAUGUGGAAGAGUGUGACAAUUUCAACAAAUCCCGAACCGGAACAACAACAAUGGAGAAUGAAACACAACCCACAAAUUUGUCCAUGCGUACACCCUCGCCCAAGGCCUCCUCCAGGUCGGGUUUAAAGGAACUACCCAGUUCCCCCUUGACACUUCAAAUGCAGGAUCAUUCUAUGCCGGAGGCUGAAGGCAAUGUAACACCUCGACGUUUGUUGCAAUCGGCUGCCUGCUCACCCAUACAACAACAACAGCUUCAGUUGCAGGAAAUGGCCGAACAAUUUGGCAAAGCAGCUUGUUAUGCUGUGCCACGUGAAAUGGCCAUGGACAAGGCUGGCCCCCAAAUGCAGGCCUUCAUCAUUGAGGAGCAAACAGAUAACAGGUUUGUGCCCGCAAUUGUUUAUUUACCCGUUAGGGAGCGUAUAACCGGACCCAUGAAGUUAUCCUUUAAUUUGACACCAGUUUAAAAAAAAGACGACAGCGGAAUGUGUUUUUUUAUUUGAAUUAUAUUUUUUUGGGAGUAAACGAUUCUCGAAUCGAAUUAGGUAAGAAAAGCAAGGUCACUGUUUAGGUAAAAUAAUUUUUUUCUCCUCGCCCCUUUCCCACAAAAACACAAAA